ACCAGCUUUGCUAAACAAACUUUUUUUUUUUUGACAGAUACUAUUUCCUAAAGUAAGGAUGAUUGUGUAGCCGACCAUGGAGAGACUUUUAUAUUAAACGGUUAUAAUACCUGGUUAAUUAACAAGUGAAGAUUCAAGGUGAGAGUUGAAUUUAAAGGUCAAAAGGUAAAAAUGGAUAACGUGAUCAAACAGGGUGUGUUACGUAAAAUACCAGUCUCUGAUCGACCACUAUCAGGAUUAUUAUCAAAGCUGGAUACACGGAAAUGGUGUGUAUUAGCGUUAAGAAGUGGUGUCCCAUAUUUUGAGUUCUAUUCAAGGGAAGAAGAAAUGUUUACUGGUUCUGGUGGCAGUGUUUUAAAUUUAACCAAAUGUAAACAGAUUACAUAUACCUUAUCGAAAAGAACCAAAACAUUUUCAUUUUGUAUCGUAUUAACGGAUGAUGUUGUUCAACUUGCCGCUGCCUCCAGUAGGAUUAUGUUGAGUUGGGUUCGAACCAUAGAAUUAUGUCUACAAAGACUGGGUAUUUUAGAGCCUCGAGAUGAUAAACAUAUUUACAGUUUCUGCCCUGCUGUAGUUAAUAUCAGGGGCCAUGCUAAAGAUGAGGAGGAAGUAGAGGGAGCUGUUGGAGGGGUCGAGGAGGGAGAGGACAGUAAUCCCUACUCGUUAGCUAAUGAAGAUAUAAACGUGCAAGAUGUCGAAGGUGAAAAUAUAUUUGGUACAAUUAGGGAGGUCGAUGAUCAGGAUGACUCUGCAUCUGAGGAUGAAAAGAAUGAUUUUUUUUUCGACUGGACGAAAGAGCCUGAAUCUAAGCCAAAAAUUGAGAAAACAAAUUGUACACCAGCGCCCAGAAAAGUAAGCGUCGAGGAAACUUCUGGAUCGGAAACUUUUGUGGAUUCUACUUUCUGGGAAAAAAAUAAAAUUCCAAGUAAUCGUGCUUCAUUCGUUCAAAGUAAAAUCCUUGACUCACGAUUUAAAAUCAGUGAUAACAACAACAAUAAUGAUGCUCAAAAUACUGAUUCCGAUAAUGACGAUGGUUAUUGUGGUCUGUCAGAGUUGGCUCAAGCCAGAGCAACGAAACUUUCUAAUGAUGAUAAUGGUGUUACUCUCAGACAAAAUUUGACUUCAAAUGUCAAUAAAGAUAUAUCUAAGACUGUAAUAUCCAAUAAUAAGGCUUCCACAAAUAAAAAUAAUCUUAAUGGUGCAAUAGAGGCAUUAUCUGUCAAUAAUUCAACACAAGCAACAUCAAGCAAUACUGUCUUAGGGGCAAGAGCCUCUCCUUCAUCAAAUUCAACACAAGCGACAUCAAGGAAUACUGUCUUAGGAGCGACAGCCUCUCCUUCAUCAAAUUCAACACAGGCGACAUCAAGCAAUACUGUCUUAGGAGCGAUGGCCUCUCCUUCGACAAACUCCAGUGACAAACUGACUGUGGAUUUAUCAAAAUCUGGUAAAUGUGGAAAGGCAAGUCCUGUUCCAACAAGAAAAGAUAAUCCGUUUGAAAAUGAUUAUGCUCCGUUUCCCACUCAUGCUCCGGUUCCUGAUCUCAUCAGCUUUGACAAUUUUGGUGCUUCAGCCCCUGAACCAGAAACUAACCCGCGGUCUCAAGCUGUUUUUACCUUAGAACCAAUUCUUCCUGUACCAAAACCCAGAAAAAUGAAAACCAACGUAGUUCAAGAUGACAUUAAAGAAACUUCAUCAACUGGAGCAACCAAUCAUAUUGUAGAUAAUAAACUCGAACCAAAAAUAGUCAAUCAUAUUCAAGAUAAAAGACCAGACACAAUUAACACCAAUCAUAAGGUACCAACUGCAGAAAAAUCUGCCAAUCAAAAUGCAGACCCGCAAGAUUUGAUUAAUGAUAACCUUUCUGCAGAAGCUAACUCCUUGGAGAUGUUAGAGAAAGAAGAUGCUGAUUCUACGGAUGAAGAUGAUCAUGAAUAUACAUAUCAAGGGGUUUUUGACGGGGCUGUAAUAGGGGCAGCAGGUUUAGCUCCCCCAUUGUUACCUCCAAGAAUCGACUCACUCCCACAAAAUACACCUAAAUCUGCAUUUCACCCAGCAAAGGAAAACAGCCCAUCAUUUGAUCCCAAAUUUUCUCCAUUAUUGGUAGAUUCGAAAUCCGCAAGUUUUGAUGACCAUCCUUCGCCUCCUCCCCUACCUCGUAGAAAUAAAGUUAAAUCUGAAGAAAUACCCCCUCCAUUACCGAUGAGAAGUAAUAGUGUCCGAUCAGAAAGACCACAAGUUCCACCAAGAGUAUUACCCGAUGGUGUGGUUGAUAUCCGAGCUCCUAAACGUCAGCUAUCGCAAAGGAUGAGAGUCGAUCGUGCCAAGAGUGUCCACACUGUUAUUUCACUCAAACAGAAUCAGAUCGAGAUAUUAAAAGAAGAGAUGUUGAUGUCAGAUAUAAAAAUGAAGAUUCCUGCCAAAUAUAUGGGUGGUCUAGCUUUAGUUGAGGCCUGUAAUAGUGUCUGGAUAGCUGGAUGGAAUGUGGUGGAGUUUCCUCGUCUUCACGGACAGUUCCAUAUCGGAGAUCAAAUAAUCAGUAUAAACAAUGUUCGAAUUAUAUCGGCAACGUCAGUCAUUAAACAGUUUAAACAUUCAGAAUCCACGUAUGUGGACAUUUGUGUUAAGAGGCUGCCGAAAGCCAAGGUGUUUGUGAUCAGAAGAUCAGCAGAAGGCGAGAGUUUGGGGAUGAAACGAGAAAAGGGGACAGCUGAGAUUGUAUAUGUUGCACCUAAUGGUUUGGCUGGUCAACAGAAUCUACACGAGAAACCAAUGAAUUUAUCAGAAACAGGAACCUGUAACUGGUUUAUUACAGAAAUCAACAGUCGACCUUUGAAUUUGUUCUUCAAGGAUAUGGAGAUUGAACAUCGCCUGGGAGCCGUCGGAAGAGAUAUAUCACUCGUGGUACAGCCUUUAGAUUUUAUACAAGACCUGAAAAAACACCUGAAAAAACUCAAAAACUAUAAAUCCUAUCUUAUAACAUAAAUAUAUUCAUCUCAAUAUAAUAUUCAACCCAUUUAUCAUUCAUUACAACACCAGAGACGUUGAUCUGAUCAAUGACUGAUCAUAUAAAAUAUAUCUCGUACCAUAAUAAUAUAUCUCAAACUGCCUAGAAAGAAUGUAAUAUAAUAUUAAAUACACUACCAAUCUGGUUAAAUCACAGAUCCUAUUUCGUUUCGUUUUUAUAGUUCAAAAUUUCGUUUUACUUGUCUUUACUACAUUUGGAUCUGGAAGACUUGUUAUUUAACUCGUGUUCUGCUUGAAAUGAGGGGUCAGCCAAUCAAAUGAUCUGUCAAAUCGAGUGUUUGACCUUUUUUGCCCGGAACUGUGGGUAAUCCACUAGUAACAUCAAUGCUGAUUGGUUAAUCAAAUGUCUGACGUCAUAGGUCAAAAGUCGGUCUUUUGACCCCUGAUGUGAACUAUCGCUAUAAUCGGUCAGAUCUUCAUGUAGUGUAGACCAUCGAAAGUAUAAAAAAACGAAACGAAAUAUAGAUCUAUGUUUUAAUCAGAUUGGUACACUACAACUCUGGUAUCAUUUAGUUGCGUUGUUUUAGCAGGAGUUUCUGUAUUUAAUGUUUAUGUAGCAGGAGGAUCACAUGAUCUACUCCAGGUCGGGGUUGCACAUAAACAGUUGAAACUAAUUAACAACACAACAGUUUAUUCCAGUAUAAAAUACACACUAUAUACACAUAAACAAAACACCAAAGACAGGUGGGGGGUUGGAUGGCUGAAUGGUUAGCGUGCGCGCUGUAUCAUAAAGUCUGUCAUUGAGUCGACUGGCGUGGUUUCGAAUCCCCGGUUGUACGUGGCAAGGAAUAGGGUCGCCUGUCCAACCUCGUGGGUUUUCUCCGGGUCCUCCGGUUUCCUCCCACUGCUAAAGACCCCUACGCGCAAGCGAAUUAUGUAAAUAAAAUUAAAACCAUAUGUUAGUCCCGAAAGGACCUAGUUUGUGUCGAGUGGACGUUAAACCCCAUUUCUCUCUAUCUCUCUCCAAAGACAGGUGCUUUCCAGGCAAAUAAAUACGACCAUAGAGUUGUGCACUUUAUGGACAACACAAUUAGGAACACUUGAAAUAUAUGAUUAAUUGUGCUGUAGCUCAGAAAGAGAGAGAGAGAAAUGGGGUUUAACGUCCCCUCAACACAAACUAGGUCAU
Patella vulgata (common limpet) is the source of this 4150-nucleotide messenger RNA. RefSeq lists its product as uncharacterized. The transcript has 9 exons. The record is from RefSeq and is a predicted model, not a curated record. Lineage: Eukaryota; Metazoa; Mollusca; Gastropoda; Patellidae. Gene Ontology annotation, cellular component: cytoplasm; plasma membrane. The coding region runs from base 172 to 2982 and encodes 936 amino acids.